GCGCCAAUGGAUCUGGUUGUGGUCCUGGUGCUCUGUCUCUCCUGCCUGCUUCUCCUCUCACUCUGGAAACAGAGCUCUGGGAAAGGGAAGCUCCCGCCGGGCCCCACUCCUCUCCCGAUUCUUGGAAAUAUCCUACAGUUAGAUGUUAAGAACAUCAGCAAAUCUUUAACCAAUCUCUCAAAAGUCUAUGGCCCUGUGUUCACUGUGUAUUUUGGCAUGAAGCCCAUCGUGGUCUUGCAUGGAUAUGAAGCAGUGAAAGAAGCCCUGAUUGAUCUGGGAGAAGAGUUUUCUGGAAGAGGAACAUUUCCAUUGGCUGAAAGAGCUAAUGUAACAAAUGGAAUCCUUUUCAGCAAUGGGAAGACAUGGAAGGAGAUGCGGCGCUUCUCCCUCAUGACCCUGAGAAAUUUCGGGAUGGGGAAGAGGAGCAUUGAGGACCGAGUUCAAGAGGAAGCCCGCUGCCUGGUGGAGGAGUUGAGAAAAACCAAUGGGUUGCCCUGUGACCCCACUUUCAUCCUGGGCUGUGCUCCCUGCAAUGUGAUCUGCUCCAUUAUUUUCCAGAACCGUUUUGAUUAUAAAGAUCCGAUUUUUCUAGAUCUAAUGGAAAAAUUGAACGAAAUCCUCAGGAUUCUGAGCUCUCCAUGGGUUCAGGUUUGCAAUAGUUUCCCUGCACUCAUUGAUUAUUUACCAGGAAGUCAUAACAAAGUAAUUAAAAAUGCUGCUGAUUUAAAAAGUUAUGUGUUGGAGAAAGCAAUGGAACACAAAGCAUCCCUGGAUAUUAACAACCCUCGGGACUAUAUUGAUUGUUUCCUGAUCAAAAUGGAGCAGGAAAAACAAAAUCAACAAUUGGAGUUUACUUUGGAAAACUUGACAACCACUGUAUUUGAUUUGUUUGGAGCUGGGACAGAGACGACAAGCACCACUCUGAGAUAUGGGCUCCUCCUGCUGUUGAAGCACCCAGAGGUCACAGCUAAGGUCCAGGAAGAGAUUGACCAUGUGAUUGGAAGACACCGGAGCCCCUGCAUGCAGGACAGAAGCCACAUGCCCUACACGGAUGCUGUGGUCCAUGAGAUCCAGAGAUACAUUGACCUGGUCCCUUCCAGUCUUCCCCAUAUGGUGACCCAUGACAUUGAAUUCAGAAACUACAUCAUCCCCAAGGGCACAGGUGUAUUAGUAUCACUGAGUUCCGUGCUGUAUGAUGACAAAGUAUUUCCUAACCCAGAAAUGUUUGACCCUGGCCACUUCCUGGAUGAGAGCGGUAACUUUAAAAAGAGUGACUACUUCAUGCCUUUCUCAGCAGGAAAACGGAUUUGUGCAGGAGAGGGCCUGGCCCGCAUGGAGGUGUUUUUAUUCCUGACAUCGAUUUUACAAAAAUUUACUUUGAAAUCUGUGGUUGACCCAAAGGACAUCGACACCACCCCAACUGCCAAUGGGUUCACUUCUGUGCCACCUCCUUACAAGCUCUGCUUCAUUCCUCUGUAAGGAGGUGUCUCCUAUGAUGUUGUCUUCUCCUUCUCAUCUGGGGCAUUGGUCACCUCCUUUCCUCUUCAUUCUUCUGCCUAGGAAUGCCUUCUCAACCUCUCUUCUUGUUAUGGUGCAGUUUCACUGCAGAAAUGUAUCCGCUAUUCUCCAUGUCCUGUAACAUUUGCA
Molecule: messenger RNA, 1647 nt
Organism: Capra hircus (goat)
Lineage: Eukaryota; Metazoa; Chordata; Mammalia; Artiodactyla; Bovidae
Gene: CYP2C88
Product: cytochrome P450 2C9
Exons: 9
Coding region: 7-1479 (490 amino acids)
Biological process (GO): xenobiotic metabolic process
Cellular component (GO): intracellular membrane-bounded organelle; cytoplasm
Molecular function (GO): oxidoreductase activity, acting on paired donors, with incorporation or reduction of molecular oxygen, reduced flavin or flavoprotein as one donor, and incorporation of one atom of oxygen; heme binding; iron ion binding
Source: RefSeq, a predicted model, not a curated record